AAUGGCGACUUUCGAGUGGAGCCCUGAGCCCUUUAAAUCACCACCUGAACUUAAAGUAUACAACAGCUUCACAAAGAAGAAGGACAAAUUCGUGCCUCUGAAUGGAAAAAGUGUCACGUGGUACUGCUGUGGACCCACAGUCUAUGACUCAUCGCAUAUGGGCCACGCGAGGGCGUACAUAACAUUUGAUAUUAUCAAACGUAUUCUCCGUGACUAUUUCUCAUAUGAUGUACUUGCUGUUAUGAAUAUAACUGAUAUUGAUGACAAAAUAAUACAGAGAGCUAGACAAAGGUACUUGCUGGAUAAAUACAAAAACUAUUCACAUUCGAUAGACAAAGUGAGAACUGACAUAGAAAAGUGUAAAGUAGAAUUGACCUCAAAGUUGGCAGCAGAAAAAGAUGCUGAUAAACUUUUCACAUUAAAUAACGUCAAAACACAACUCGAUUCUGUUAACUUUGAAAAAGAUGAAAUCGAAACUCUGAUAGAAAAAUCAAAAGAUGCUUUGAUGGAACUUUUGGACCAUGAGUUUGGUCAUGAAGUUAAUGACAAAGCAGUUUUCGAGGAGCUUCCCAGAUUUUACGAGCGAGAUUAUUUUGAUGACAUGAAAAACCUUGGAAUCGAAUCACCUGAUAUUUUGACCCGUGUGACCGAAUACGUGCCUGAAAUUGUAACAUUUGUUGAAAAAUUGAUUGAAAAAGGAGUGGCAUAUGAGUCAAAUAAUAGUGUUUAUUUCGACGUGGAUAAAUUUACAUCAACAUCUGGCCAUUAUUACGCCAAACUAGUUCCCGAGGCGCUUGGAGACGAGGCGAAGCUGCGCGAAGGGGAAGGUGGUUUGAGUGUUGCGGAAAACCAAUCGCAAGAGAAACGGUCACCAAGGGAUUUCGCUCUUUGGAAGAAAUCUAAAUCAGGGGAACCGUUUUGGGACUCACCUUGGGGCCAAGGAAGACCUGGUUGGCAUAUAGAAUGUAGUGUAAUGGCUAGUGAUGUACUAGGGCAGAGUAUAGAUAUACACGGCGGAGGUGUAGACUUGAAGUUCCCGCAUCACGACAACGAAAUCGCACAAGCCGAGGCGUAUUUUGGAAACAACGAUUGGAUCCGAUAUUUCUUGCACUCUGGACAUCUUAAUAUCGAGGGGCGCAAAAUGUCGAAGUCUUUGAAGAAUUUCACGUCAAUUAAAUCUGCUCUGGAAACUUACUCUUCUACUCAAAUCAGAAUUCUGUUUUUGUUACACGAAUGGUCAUCGACUUUGGAUUACAGCUAUGAGACUAUGAAGGAGGCGCUUAGCUUUGAAAAGUAUUUAUCCGAGUUCUUCUUAGUGGUCAAAGACAAAUUGCGGUCUGACCCCGAAGCCAAUAAGCUUAGAAAAGUCACUGAAGAUGAAAAGUCGCUUUUCAAAGAGCUCGUGCAAGCUAAAAGCGAGAUUCAUGCUCAUUUGUGCGAUUCGUUCAACACGCCGAGAGUAAUGUUGACCAUGAAGAAUUUAGUCUCCUCUAUCAAUUCGUAUAUUCAGUCUAUGGGAAAUGCGGAACCAAAUUUUGCCUUAUUAAGAGCGGUCGCUACUUACAUAACUCAUCUGUUGACGGUGUUUGGCGUGAUUGAUAAGAAGUCGCCAAUUGGGUUUUCGGGGGGCCCUGGUGAAGCGGGAGAUGGGGAGAAGUUGUUGCUGCCAUUUUUGGACAUGUUCGCCGACUUCAGAGAAGAAGCAAGGCAGUGUGCGUUCACUCUGCUGAAGUCAUGUGACUUGUUGCGAGAUGAAGUUCUACCUGACCAGGGCGUGAGGCUGGAAGACAAGCAAGGUCAAAAGUCUGUGAUCAAAUACGUUGGCAAGGAAGCAAUCGAACGUGAAAGGAGGCAAAUGGAAGAACUGAAGGAACGAAAGCUACAAGAAAAAGAGAAUUUGAAGAAGCGUCAACAGGAACAGAAUGCACAGUACAAAGUAGACCCGAAAGAUAUGUUCAAAGGCGACACCGACAAGUACUCGGCGUUUGACGACAAGGGAAUUCCGACUCACUUGGGAGAUGGGUCUGAGGUCAAGGAGAGCCAGAAGAAAAAGCUGAUUAAACAGUACGAACAGCAGAAACAGAAGUACGAUAAGUAUAUGAAAGAUGAACGAGCCAAAGGGGCUUCCACCAGUUGACACAGAGUGAAUUGAUAAAAAAUAUAAUUAUGUAAAUUAUUGCUAGUACAAUUUGUAAAAUGCUUUGGCUAUUAUGGUAGCUAAUGAAAUUAAAAGUGGUGUUUGAAUGCUAUUGUUCAACAAAGAACUGUUAUUGAGGCUGUGCUUACAAAUUUGAAAGUUUGGAACCUUCAUAUUGUUACCCUAAAACAGUGUUUUGUCGCACUGAAGUUAAGAUAUAUCCAUUUGACAAAAUAUUUUGGACAUCU
This is a messenger RNA of Symsagittifera roscoffensis, 2385 nucleotides long. Its product is annotated as cysteine--tRNA ligase, cytoplasmic-like. Gene Ontology annotation, molecular function: cysteine-tRNA ligase activity; ATP binding. Gene Ontology annotation, cellular component: cytoplasm. Lineage: Eukaryota; Metazoa; Xenacoelomorpha; Acoela; Convolutidae. The coding region runs from base 2 to 2137 and encodes 711 amino acids. Gene Ontology annotation, biological process: cysteinyl-tRNA aminoacylation. The transcript has 2 exons. The record is from RefSeq and is a predicted model, not a curated record.